AUGAUGUAUGAUAGAUUAGGGUUUAUGUUGGUUGGUUGUUUGGAUGUUUUAGGUGUUGAUUUUGAGUUAUCAAUGGCACGUAAUGUAUCAUACAUGCUUAAUUUGUAUCAUACAAGUAAGUAUGUGAUAGAGAACGGUAGCAUCAACACUUUUUCGAAUAUGCCGGAUGAUGGUUUCUUUGUCGAAGAAAGGUUGUCAUAUGAGGGAUUGAUUAGUAAGAUUUGUAUGACCCUUGGUUGGGAUCCAGCACACGUGAAACUCCACCUUUCUUUGAUUUUCGAUAGUCCCGGUGGUAGGCGUGUAGUGAAGAUCAAGAAUGAUUCGCAUGUAGAGUUCAUGAACCGUGUAGAUCCAAUGUCAUGUUUGGAUUUAUACAUAGAUUUGGAAGAUAUCACUCAAGAAGAAAGAGAAGCAAGUUUGGAAAACGUGUCAUUUGGUGAUUUUCGAAGGGGGGAACGUGUUAGUACUUCUCGAAACCGUGAUGAAGAGGAGACACCUUUAUUUGCACAAAAUAACUACCGGGAAGAGUCGGAUUCCGACUACAUAGCUCCAAGUGACGAAGAAGACUGUGAUGUCUCCGGAGAGAGUGAUUUUGAAGAAAGUGAUGAUAAAAGGUUGGAAAAUGAGGAAAGGGAUUGUAAUCUAUUCGCCCGACGCCAUGUAUAUAGUAAGAUGGGGAACUGGGAUGCCUCAUGUGUAGACAAGGAUGAGUUUGCUCUUAAGAUGUGGGAUGAGACGCCCGAAGGAAUGGACAUUGGUGUUUGUUUCAAAUCUCAAUCAGAAGCAAAGCAUGCUGUGAAAUUAUGGAAUAUCCAUCAUAAAAGGGAAUAUACGGUCGCCGCGAGUAGUCCAAGGACGUGGGCUAUGCGGUGCAGAACAUUUAAUGUGGAAAGUGAGGAUGGUGAACCACUAUGUGAGUGGAAGAUGCGUGUGUCAUUGAAAGCUCACGGCCUUCAUGAAAUUGUGAGAUGGCAUGAUGCACAUAAUUGCAUGACUCCUGUGAAUGAUAAUGACAAUCGGUGUGUGGACGCGUCUUUGAUUGCUAGACUCAUCAGGAGAAAGGUUGAGGACAACGUAGAUUAUACGGUAGCCUCGGCACAGAAAGAUGUGAAGACCUUAUUGAAAGUAGAUGUGCCAUACAAAAGGGCGUGGCACGGGAGGAGGAAAGCCAUAGAAGCGGUCUAUGGUGAUUGGACCUCCAAUUUCGAAGAACUUCCACGGUAUAUCGCUGCGCUUAAGUUUACUAAUCCUGAGACUGUAGUAGAGUGGGAAUGGAAGGAGGGACAAGAAGGUGAUGGUGGGCACUUUCUUUGCCUCCGCCACGUUCGCAGCAAUUUUGUGUCGCGAUAUAAUAGCAAAAAGGUGAAGCGGUUAUGUUGGAAGAUGGGCACGACGCUUUCAAGAGUGAAAUACAACCGUAUGAGGGCAGAGCUUAUUGAAUUCAAACCUGCUGCAUGGGAGUAUCUUCGAGGGAUUGGGGGGAGUAACUGGGCUCGAUUGAAAGCCGGUCUUCGCCGUUGGGGCAUAGCGACAACCAACAUUUCUGAGAGUUACAACAAUGCGUUGAAAGGGAUCCGUUUUUUACCAAUUAGAGCCUUGAUCGAUGCAACCUUUCGCAAAACUGUUAAAUUCUAUAGAGAAGAACAAUUGUCUGCGAGAAAUUGCAUGACACCGAUCCCUCCUGAGUUAUGGAAAAAAUACGAGAAAAUGAAUGAUAAAGCAGCCAGCUUUGAAGCCACCCUUUCGAUGGUGAUGAUGCUAUGUGGCGUGUUGUUACGCCACACGCCUAAGUGGCAGGGGAUUGAAAUGGCGACGCCGGCAUCGGGCUCCCAAUAUGACUAUCAACCUAAACAUCUUCACCCGGGACCUAUACAAGAUAAAAUGCUAUAUCGUCAAACAAAGCAUAGGUCCCAAGCUGUCUAUGAGAACAGGAUACCGGACAUUAAGACAUUCCGCCUCAAGGGCCGUAGGUGGGAAUGUAGGUACACGUACGGCGACGCCCCAAGGAGCAGCACUCCACCUUUUAGAGAUCAAUUAACAAGUCUGCGUGUUGAAGAUUUUCAGUGGCAACCAUAUGCACAUGUCCUCCAUAGACUCCCUGAUUUCUGUACACAAGGCCAAGCCAUUUGGACGACUAGUAUGUCUGGGUAUCCUAGCAAUAAUUGGGAGGAUCACCAUUCCGCAGUACGCCGUCAUUGGAAUAGGAGAGAAGAGUUCGUGCUACGAGAUUUGGAGGAAGGAGAUCCUGGUUCCGUAUAUGAGGGGUACUAUGAAUGGUUCAUGGUGAACACUGUCAGAUUGAUAUCCAAUCCCGGUAAUUAUGAACCUCAAGGAUAUGAGACUUCUUCGAGCCGCGUGAAAUUAUAUGAUGAAGUAUUGAACAACAUUCGCGAGAGUACCGAGAGGUUUAGAGAAAAACGAGAAGAUGAUAAUCUCCUAGACGAAGAACUUGACAAGCAUUUGGACGAUAUCAUCAAUCAAACUCAUACUGCUUUAACCUUGGGCGCAAAUGAUGAGAUGGAGGUGGAUGAUACCCAAAUCCUGGUUGAUGAAGAUCCAUUUUUGCCCUCACAAUCUCCGCCGGGAAAAAAAGCGAAACCGUGGUCAAGAGAUAAGAUUGGAGGAGGAAGAAAGAGAAAGGUCACAAUCCCCCCUCGGAAAUCGCAACAACAAACUGAGGGUCAACAAAAUGAGGAUCAAGCACAUUCCUCUCGAGGCUCGCGCAUCCAGGUCGAGACUCAUUUUGAAGAAGCUGGUGGACCCGAGACUCAGUUUGACAUUGGUGGACCCGAGACUCGGUUUGACAUUGGUGGACUGAGACUCGGUUUGGUGGACAAUGCAACCACAACCGGAUUUGCAUUGGCUGCUGGAAAUCGAAUACUGCGUCUUCCUGGUUUUGAAGGCCCACUACCUUUUGAGCUGGAAACUGGGUACACUGGAGUUGGCAAGUCAGAGGAUGUGCAGCUCUUCCACUAUUUCGUUAGAUCUCAAUCAAAUAAUCCAGAUAAGGAUCCUCUCUUGGUUUGGAUAAAUGGAGGGCCUGGAUGUAGUGCUUUACUUGGAUUUCUCUUUGAGAUUGGACCCGUAAUGUUUGAGGCUACAAAAGAGUACACUAAUGACAUUCCUAGGUUGGUAUUGAAUCCCAAUGCAUGGACACAGGUGGCAAACAUAAUUUUUCUAGAUUUGCCAGUUGGCACUGGAUUUUCAUAUGCAAGAACUCCAGAAGCUCUUCACCUUACUGAUCUAGAAUCACGUGAUCAAGCUUAUGAGUUUCUUAAGAAGUUCCUGGUGGAUCACCCUGACCUCGCAACAAAUGAGUUCUAUAUUGCUGGAGACUCAUUUUCAGGACUAAUUGUCCCGUUGCUUGCGCGAGCUAUAUCUGACGGAAAUGAAGGAGUAGAGCCAUCUAUUAAUCUUAAGGGUUACUUGCUUGGGAACCCUGUAACACGCAGCCCUGCUGAAAGUAGCUUUGUAGUUCCAUUUGCUCACAGGAUGGGGCUAAUUCCUGAUGAACUACACGAGGCUGUGCAAAAGAACUGCAAAGGAGAUGAUUAUUUCAGUAUGGCUAAAAACAAUACUCCAUGCUACUAUAAUAUGGUAGAUUUUAACAAGACGGUUGAAAAUAUCGAGUAUCCAAAUAUUUUAGAAGCUCAUUGUCCCUAUGCUGAUGCGGUUAUGCUAAAAAUGUUCUACAAAGGAGGAGGCAAGUCUGUUGGUGACAAUUUGAUUGAGCUGAAUAGGCAUCGUGGGUAUAAAUUUCGUUGUGACGGUUACAGGUUGAUGGCAUAUUGGUGCAACCAGGAUAUCAUUCGAGAGGCACUUCGUAUCCGCGAGGGGACGAGGGCUCAUUGGGUUAGAUGCAAUCUUAGCUUGCCCUACGAUGUAAAAGUUCGGAAUAGUGUACCCUACCAUGCAUAUCUUAGCAAGAAAGGGUACAGAUCACUAAUUUACAGUGGCGAUCACGAUAUGUUUGUACCGUAUACUGCAACUGAAUAUUGGAUAAAGUCUCUCAAUUACAGCAUUGUUGAGGAGUGGCGACCUUGGAAUUAUGACGGCCAAGUUGCUGGUUUUACUAGGACCUAUGCGAACAACAUGACUUUUGCCACGGUGAAGGGUGGUGGGCAUACUGCUCCAGAGUACAAGCCGAAGCAAUGCAAUGCCAUGUUUAAAAGAUGGAUCCACAAUGAACCUCUUUAA
This is a messenger RNA of Oldenlandia corymbosa var. corymbosa, 4197 nucleotides long. The record is from the annotation of a GenBank genome assembly. NCBI's taxonomy places the organism in Eukaryota, Viridiplantae, Streptophyta, Magnoliopsida, Gentianales, Rubiaceae.